AUGCCUUCCCCCGAGACUCUGCCCAAGAGUGUCAAGGUACGGUCCACCUGCAACGCGUGCCAGCAGGCGAAGAUUCGCUGCAGCCACGAGAAGCCGUCGUGUCGAAGGUGCCAGAAAAACAAGAUCGAAUGUAUCUACAGCGUGUCUCGACGGUUGGGCCGGCCUGCGAAGCGGAAAGAGGCUACAGCAGAAGACAAACAGCCGACGCAGCAGCAGCAGCAGCAUCAGGGGAAACAACAAGAGGUUGGAAAAGGGACACCGCCCCGUCGGAAGGGGAGGGGGUUUGCGAGUCCGGCAAGCGAGGGAGAGGGAAGGAGAGACGAGAGAGCGAUGAAUGGGGCCUUGAUCGGGGACUUGAACACGCCGGUCGUGAAUACAGAUCCGCUCGACUUGACCGACAGCUGGCUGCCGGACCUCUCCCCUCUGGACGUGGAACCGAGCUCGAGGUUCGAGGCAGCGAUUGCAGCGAUUUCCACUGGCCUCAAAGACCCUGUUCCCUUCCCUGGGUUUCCUGCGACGCCGGAGAUGUUGAACGAACACACGAGAUCGUUUUCGUUGGAGGGUACCACUGCUGCUGCUGCUGCUCCCGCCACGGCUCUCCCCUCUGUGAUGAUGGACUGGGACUUGGGCAGCACCAGUUACUCCUUGGACAUGUUGACACCCGUGGGAGACCCGCAUAGCUUUCUCGUCGACGACCUCCACGAGACGAGCAACGAGAUCCUCACGGAGAUGUGGCUGCAACACGCGACGACUUCAUUUGCAAACACGCACGCUACAGACUCUACGAGCUCUACGACAACUGCCACAUGCCACUGUUAUGAAACGAGCGUGCGCGAGCUGCUGCGGAUCAACAAUACAUGCACGCCGGCAAAUGGACCUUGUACGAUUGACGCCAUCCUCACCUGUCAAAAGGCGCUGCAGCAGCUGGGGCAGAAAGUGCUGCGGUGCGCGUGUGCAAGGGUCCGCGCCAACCUGCUGAUGAUCAUCAUCGUGGAGAUCGACAGUCUAGUGACGGCAAUCGAAACGCAGACCCUGUCGUCGGCAUCGGCAUUGUCAUCCUCUCCGCCUUCUUCCUCUUCUCCUUCGCCUUCUUCUUUCCCCUUUCUUCACAGCGGGGGCGGUAGGGAGUUCAAACACAGUAUUGUGGACAGCUGUCCCCUUUCCAUCGGCGGGUUUCGUGUCUCGACCGAGGAAAAGAUCUAUUUUGUCCGGCAGAUCCUGCAUGCCCGGCUGGCUGGGCUGUUGACGACGGUGCGGCGUAUCCGAGCCUGUGCGCAGCAGGUCUGGACCGGCUCCUCACGAGGGAGGCUCUUGAUGAUUCUCGAGACGGACCGGCGCCUGCAGCUGCUGAUGGUACGGCUAGAGUAA
Messenger RNA from Penicilliopsis zonata CBS 506.65, 1368 nucleotides. RefSeq lists its product as hypothetical. NCBI's taxonomy places the organism in Eukaryota, Fungi, Ascomycota, Eurotiomycetes, Eurotiales, Aspergillaceae. The transcript has 2 exons. Gene Ontology annotation, molecular function: DNA-binding transcription factor activity, RNA polymerase II-specific; zinc ion binding. The coding region runs from base 1 to 1368 and encodes 455 amino acids. Gene Ontology annotation, biological process: regulation of DNA-templated transcription. The record is from RefSeq and is a predicted model, not a curated record.